Aquila chrysaetos chrysaetos is the source of this 1163-nucleotide messenger RNA. Its product is annotated as dynactin subunit 3-like. NCBI's taxonomy places the organism in Eukaryota, Metazoa, Chordata, Aves, Accipitriformes, Accipitridae. The record is from RefSeq and is a predicted model, not a curated record. The coding region runs from base 21 to 539 and encodes 172 amino acids. The transcript is spliced from 8 exons. Gene Ontology annotation, cellular component: dynactin complex. Gene Ontology annotation, biological process: cytoskeleton-dependent cytokinesis.
UCUUUCCGGUCGGCGGCAAGAUGGCGGCGGGGCUGGUGGAGUUGCGGCGGUUGCAGUGGCGAUUGGAGGAGCUGGAGCAGCGUGUUGGCGACGGAACCUGCGGGCCGCGCAAGGUGGCGGACGAGCUAGUGAAGGUGCAGGUGGCGCUGAGCAAUAUCGCCGGCAAGAGGGAGAGGAUCAAAAUCCUGUUUAAGAAAAUUGAAGAUGUAAUAAAAUACCUUGACCCUCAGUACAUUGAUAGGAUGGCUGUUCCAGAUGCCAUGAAGUUGCAAUUCAUCUUGGCAGAGGAGCAGGUUAUUCCUUCCCGAGCAGCCCUUCUGGAGCAGGUGAAGAACCUCCAGCCUAUCUUGGAAAGUGCCAGUAUCCAAGCCUCAGACUUGAGGAGAGGACAGCUAAGCACACAACCUGGUGUGAGUAAACGGUUCCUGACCAUGCAGCCAAACUACAGCGACUCUCUCAAAUCCGCAUACAGCAGCAGGAACAGCGUCAAGAUCUCACUGACAGUGUCAAGAUGCUCCUUGAAGACUACAACAAAAUGACCCUGCUUCUCUCCAAGCAGUUUGUCCAGUGGAAUGAAAUACUGACACGGCUGGAAAUGGCCAAGGAAGCAAAACCUGUGGCAGAGUGAUGGUGGAGUCCAGAGCACAGAGAACCCCGGGGACCCUGCUGGCCUUGUGUCUCUCAGGAGAGGCUGCAGCAGCUUGCACCCUGUUGUCUCGGCAUCUUCCCACUCAUCAUGAGCAUGCUGCGAGUGACAUCGCAGGCUCUCAGGGGCACCCUGGCUCCGUGGCUGCACUGUGUCAGCCCCAAAUCGAAGCCAUGCUACUCCUUAAUAUGCCACUGUUUGCAAAUCUUGCACUUCCAUGAAAUACAUUUUGGUUUGUAACAUAUUUAAAAAUCCCUUUCUGCUCUUACUGUGGACCAUAGUAAAGUCCUGAAAUGCUAACUGGGUUGUCUCUUCCUCUCCUGGGGGCAGCCAUGGCACAGACUGGCUGUCCAUCCCUGUGUGGUUUUCCCCAAGCAGUGAACUGUGGAGACCUCAUGGCAGCUUGUAGGAGAUUGCUGGUGGCUCCUGGUACAGUGGUUUCAGCCUUGGGCCAAGGGCAAGUAAAUCUCUUCCAGUCCCACAGCCUUCCCUGAGCUGCAGCACGUGUUCUUCCUGC